GGAAGCACAGGCAGAGGCGGAUGCUGAGGUGGAUGUGGAGGGGAAGGCUGGUGGCGGGGAGGGCUGUAGGAGGGUUGGUGAUAGGGCUUCAGUUUCUUCGUACCCGGGGCCGGUGGGAAGGGCGGGUACGGCAGUGCCUGCAGUAGUGGAUACCGAGCUGACCAGCGCUCACUGUAGGGGGGGUUAUGUAACAACAGCGGCAGCGGGGCCAGCGGAGGAGGCGGCAGUGGUGGUUGUGGACCCGUGUGGCGGCGCUGGUGACGGCGCCGGUAGCUCCAACGCUGGAGACGGCAGCGGCACAGCGUUUCUGAGUGCGAGUGGGGUUGCUGCCGCGGCUGCUGCUGCUGCUGCAGGGUCGCACUCCUCGACUUCCGCCUCCUCCUGCUCCUCCUCCUCCUCCGUUGGGUCCUCUCCCGCUCUUGUGUUGAGCGGCUUGCUGGUGCACUCGGCGGCGGACGGCUUAGCGAUGGGCGCAGCCAGCCUGCAGGGCGGAAGUGGCGGCAGCAGCAGCGGCAGCACGCUGACGUUGACGCUAGCUGCCGCCGUGAUGGCACACAAGCUGCCGGUGGCGCUCGGUCUGAGCAGCUACCUGCGGGGCGCGGGCUGGGGCAGUGGCCGG
This is a messenger RNA of Astrephomene gubernaculifera, 619 nucleotides long. Lineage: Eukaryota; Viridiplantae; Chlorophyta; Chlorophyceae; Chlamydomonadales; Astrephomenaceae. The record is from the annotation of a GenBank genome assembly.